This is a messenger RNA of Aspergillus mulundensis, 264 nucleotides long. RefSeq lists its product as uncharacterized. Lineage: Eukaryota; Fungi; Ascomycota; Eurotiomycetes; Eurotiales; Aspergillaceae. The record is from RefSeq and is a predicted model, not a curated record. The coding region runs from base 1 to 264 and encodes 87 amino acids. The transcript is spliced from 3 exons.
AUGGGUGGAGGCGGAAAGAUCCCAUACCCCAAGGAAGUUUGGUCUCCCGCCGGAGGCUGGUACGCUCGGCCCGCGAACUGGAAGGCCAAUACCGCCAUAAUCGGCGCGGCCAUGCUUGGAAUCGUCGCUGCUGUAUGGAGCAUCAGUGCAGAGCGCGAAUACCGGGAUAGGAUGCCAGAGCCGGGCAGGUUCUUCCCCAGCCGAUACUGGAGCAAGCAGAUCAUCGAACACGAGAGGCAACAGGCGGCCAAGAACGAGUCAUAA